AUGAAAAAAGAAUACAAAUUCACCACAUCACUCUACCCUCCUCUUCACCUCGCUACUAAGGAAACAACACAAAUAUACCCGACACCCUCUGAUCCACAUCCGCCAACAAACGACCCCGUCUUCUCGCAUGCGAUGCACGUCCGCGACGCGGUGUUUGUGCAGGAACAGCGCUGUCGUGCGGAGGAGGAGAUUGACGAUGACGAUGCGAGGAGUUGGGGGUGGGUUGUUUAUGCCCAUCCGACCCCUCCCAAUCAUCAAGAAGAUGGUGAAGAGGGAACAGAGGGAGGACAGGCGGUAGGAACGAUCAGACUCGUCCCGCCGCCUCAUGUCUCGCACUCACAUCUCACCAAUCCCACCAAUUCGACAGCAUCAGACGUACCAUCUGGCGAAGAAGGGGCCAGGGAAUACGACUACUCGCACGAAGCAUACAUAAAAAUCACGCGCGUCGCGGUACUGCCUGCCUUCCGCGGAUAUGGAGUUUCGCGCUUGUUGAUGCGGACGGUCGAAGACUGGGCGAGGCAGAACAAGGCUGUUAUUGAUCAGAUGUACUCCCUCGUCGCAGCUGCAGACCGGAAAGAGGAGAGGACGAAAGAAGGGUGGUGGAAUGGGUUGAUUGGGUUGCAUGCGCAGGUGCAGGUUGAGCGGAUGUAUGCCUCUAUGGGGUACGAGACGGAUGAUUCGAUGGGGAGGUGGGAUGAGGAGGGGAUUGAGCAUGUAGGUAUGUUCAAGAGGGUGGAUGUUGUGUGA
This is a messenger RNA of Talaromyces amestolkiae, 747 nucleotides long. RefSeq lists its product as uncharacterized. The coding region runs from base 1 to 747 and encodes 248 amino acids. The transcript has a single exon. The record is from RefSeq and is a predicted model, not a curated record. Gene Ontology annotation, molecular function: acyltransferase activity, transferring groups other than amino-acyl groups. NCBI's taxonomy places the organism in Eukaryota, Fungi, Ascomycota, Eurotiomycetes, Eurotiales, Trichocomaceae.